AUGAACAACUCCACCAUCCAUUGUUUAGGAUUGACGCUUUUUCCAAACACACGUUUUUCCUGUCUCUAUGCCAUCUACACAGAAACACCAGAACGCAGAAGGAUCAACGCGUUGUUUGUCAUUGUUCUGGUGACCCUGUUCUUGGCUUUUGUGCACUUCUUCAUGUCGAUUGCUUUACUCUACGGUGCCAUCAAGGACGUAUUCAAUGAGCAGUUAACAAUGUCCGUCGCCGAAUUCGUUAUGUCGUUAGCAGUUAACGGAAUCUGCCUGAUCGUUGUGAUCUUCUUCUACUGGAGGCUCAUUGGCAGACUUACCUCAGAUAAACCGGCACAUUCUCGAGGCGCUUCUCGGAGUAGAGCUGUGAGUUAA
Messenger RNA from Ostertagia ostertagi, 369 nucleotides. NCBI's taxonomy places the organism in Eukaryota, Metazoa, Nematoda, Chromadorea, Rhabditida, Trichostrongylidae. The record is from the annotation of a GenBank genome assembly.